Messenger RNA from Cyprinus carpio (common carp), 942 nucleotides. Its product is annotated as methylosome subunit pICln-like. NCBI's taxonomy places the organism in Eukaryota, Metazoa, Chordata, Actinopteri, Cypriniformes, Cyprinidae. Gene Ontology annotation, cellular component: pICln-Sm protein complex; cytosol; spliceosomal complex. Gene Ontology annotation, biological process: spliceosomal snRNP assembly; mRNA cis splicing, via spliceosome; chloride transport. Bases 190 to 942 code for a protein of 250 amino acids. The transcript is spliced from 6 exons. The record is from RefSeq and is a predicted model, not a curated record.
CUGAUUUGUCGCCUAAUGAGUGAGUACUACAGAAGUGACGCAUGACAGCGAAUCUUUGGACUAUAAAAUCCAUUUUGAAAGUUUCUCUUGGGCACGAAUGCAGCGGCGGAAGGAGAGUUAGUGUUGCGGCCGCAGCGCUUUAUUUGCGUGUUGUCUCUCUUGAGCAUCAGUGGGAUCCAGUUCAUCAGAAUGGUUGUGCUGAAGAGUUUGCAUGCACCCAGCGAGGGCGUGAGGCUCCAGCAGGCCGACACCACUGCAGUCCUGGACGGGAAGAGACUGGGGUCAGGAUCAGGAACGCUGUUUGUGGCUGAGGCGCAUCUGUCCUGGUUUGAUGGUUCAGGGAUGGGUUUCUGUCUUGAAUACCCCUCCAUCAGUCUGCACGCGAUCUCACGAGAUCUCAGCACCUUUCCAGAAGAGCACCUGUAUGUGAUGGUCAAUGCAAAACUGGACGAGGAAGCUGAAGCAGAGCAGCAGGAUAUAGCUUCAGAUGAUGAGGAGAGCGAUGAUGAAGACUCAGGAACUAUCACAGAGAUCCGCUUCGUGCCCAGUGAUAAAGCUGCAUUGCAGUGGGAGCCCAUGUUCUCCGCCAUGUGUGACUGUCAGGCCCUGCACCCCGACCCCGAUGACGCCAACACAGAUGAUGACGAUUAUGAGGGAGAGGAGUACGACGUCGAGGAGGCAGAGCAGGGUCAGGGUCAGGGUCAGGGUCAGGGCGACGUCCCCACGUUUCACACCUAUGAGGAGGGUUUGUCUCACCUGACGGCCGAGGGUCAGGCCACACUGGACCGGCUGGAGGGGAUGCUGGCUCAGUCUGUCACACAGCAGUAUCACAUGGCUGGAGUCAGAAGUGACGAGCCAUCGGCUCAAUUUGAAGAUGGAAUGGAAGUCGACUCAAACGCAGUCGCUGGACAGUUUGAUGACGCUGAUGUGGAUCACUGGUAA